Microstroma glucosiphilum is the source of this 1808-nucleotide messenger RNA. RefSeq names its product S-adenosyl-L-methionine-dependent methyltransferase. Gene Ontology annotation, biological process: peptidyl-arginine methylation. Bases 98 to 1633 code for a protein of 511 amino acids. The transcript has 3 exons. The record is from RefSeq and is a predicted model, not a curated record. Gene Ontology annotation, molecular function: protein-arginine N-methyltransferase activity. NCBI's taxonomy places the organism in Eukaryota, Fungi, Basidiomycota, Exobasidiomycetes, Microstromatales, Microstromataceae.
CGAGGGGCUAAGAUUCCUGUUCAUUCCUCAUCGACGAGAUCCCUGAACAAGUACCCUGCUUGGUAGCCACGGCCAUCACCCUGCAGAGCCAUCUUCGAUGGACGAUACCCGCCCAAAUGACAUCGCGGAAGUGAACGGCACGUCGGGUGCAGCAGGCUCAGAGUCCAAAGGCGAGGAGACCACCAAAGUAUACGAGAAGAAAGAUGAUGCCUACUUUGGCUACUAUGCUCUGCUCAGUCAUCAGGCUCAGAUGUUACAGGAUUCUGUGAGGACAACAGCCUACCAACGGGCUAUCCUGGGCAAUGCCGUUGGUCACUAUCAGAACAAGCUCGUGAUGGACGUCGGGGCAGGCAAUGGUAUCCUCUCCCUCUUUGCUCUGCAGGCUGGUGCGAAGAAGGUUUACGCUGUCGAGGCAUCCGACAUGGUGGAAUACCUCAAGCACGUCGCUGCUGCUGCCAGCGGGAAGCCUGGGCCCAUGAGCAGAUUGGACGAGGAUGAGCAAUGGUAUCUCGAGGCGCAAGGUCACUCUGCUCAGGGCACUGGGAAGGUGAGCAACUCUUGGAUCGGCAACCGGCUUGUGCCAGUGCACAGCAAAGCCGAAGACGUUACAGCGGCUAUGCUGGACGGCAACGACAAGGUCGAUACAAUCGUGUCUGAGUGCCUUGGAGUCCUCCUCCUCCACGAACGCAUGUGCGAGUCGUUCAUCGAUGCCAGGGACCGCUUUCUGAAGCCUGGAGGUGCCAUGUUUCCUAGUGCUGGAACAAUAUGCUUUGCUCCAAUCGAGGAUAAGCCCGUAUGGGACGAGACAGCUGCGAAGGCAAGAUUCUGGCAGAACCAGUCCUUCUACAAUGUGGACCUGACCCCUUUCUUUGCAUCAGCUUGGCGCGAGGCAUUCUCAAGCCCGGUGAUAGGCUGCUUCAAUCCUCAGACCAUCCUGUCCACGACGGUCGAGCACGACGUCGACUUCCAGACAGUGACAAUGGACCAGCUGAAAACCUUUGAGAUCCCUCUCAAUUGGACCAUUCAAUCCACUGGUCUUAUGCACGGCAUUGGUGGGUGGUUCGAUCUCAGCUUCCAACCAGCUGUUUCUGGAAGCGAUCCUGCGUCCGGUGAUACCACUGACGAAGGGGAUGACCCAAUGACUGAGUCUGAGCUUGGGCAUCAGCACAAUGCUGCAGCAGCUGCUAGCAGCAAUCUAUCGGGCACUGCUCCACCCUUUCAGCCCUCGGCUUGUACUGGCUCGUCUUCAAGCGCUGCCGGUGCUUUACUAGCAGCAGCAGCAUCCGCUUCUUCUGCAUCUGGCUCCGCUUCUAACGCCUACGAGAUCCUGGCUUCAGCGGCUGCCAAUGGCACGAGCAGCUCCUUCAUGUCUACGUCUCCCCGGUAUCCUCCAACUCAUUGGCAGCAGGCUCGUCUUUUGCUACCCGAGCCACUGGCAGUCAAUCGGGGUCAAAUGGUCACAGGCUGGAUGAAGUUCAAGGUCAACGAACAAAGGAGCUAUGACAUCGAGGCGGAACUUCUACUUGUAGACGGAGCAAACGCAAAGUCUGAGUCUACUCGGUCCACCAGGAGGAGGUGUCACUGGAAGCUUGACAAGCAAACGUACAGCUGGACUACGACGCCGUCCGUCUGAGUCUUUAGCUUCGCGUCUGGAAGUGGAAGAAGGCCUUUGAGCUACCUCACAGUGGCUUUUUUAGCAUCUGUGUCCUCUUCGGCUGCCUUCGCGAGCCAAUUGCUGGACAUGUUCUCUUUCGCUCAGGUUUUCGUCUUGUCAGCAUUGUGAUAAUCAUCAUCAUCAUUGUCGUGUC